Messenger RNA from Oryza sativa Japonica Group (Japanese rice), 2423 nucleotides. RefSeq names its product AUGMIN subunit 3. Gene Ontology annotation, cellular component: centrosome; mitotic spindle; HAUS complex. Gene Ontology annotation, biological process: centrosome cycle; spindle assembly. NCBI's taxonomy places the organism in Eukaryota, Viridiplantae, Streptophyta, Magnoliopsida, Poales, Poaceae. The record is from RefSeq and is a predicted model, not a curated record.
ACCACUCGCCUCCGCUUCGCCGCCGGCCGCGCCGCCCCCAACCACCACCCCACCCACCCACCCACCCACGCGCCGCCGCGGCUGCGGCUGCGGCCGCCGGGAGACGCGGGCGGCGGAGGUUGCCGGGCGAGAGGCAGGCGAGCGAGCGAGCUGCUGCUGGGUUUGGAAUCGGGAGGAGAUGAGCGGCGCGGCGCUGUGCGCGGCGCUGACGGAGCUGGGGUUCGACGGGGAGGACCCGCUGGACGCGGACGCGCUCGAGUGGCCGUUCCAGUACGAGGAGGCGCGGCCCCUCCUCGCCUGGAUCUGCUCCUGCCUCCGCCCCUCCAACGUCCUCUCCCCCUCCCACCUCGCGCAGUAUGAGCAACUUGUGGAAGAGGGUAGGCUGCUAGAGGGUGAGGAUUUGGACUCUGCUUUUGAUAGUAUUUCAGCCUUUUCAAGCAAGAAAGAUAAUCAAGAGGCUGUAUUUGGAUCAGAAGAAACAAUCCUUGAUAUCCGAGAAGAAAAACUAGCAUACAGAGCUGAGGUUUUUGAAUUACAGAAGCAGCUUGCGCGGCAACAAGCACAGUUUGAUUUGCUUGCAGGGCAAGCUUCUACUCUUAUCCAAGGCAGACGGGCACGUGUAACUGCCAUGUCUGCAGUUAGUGGACAACUUAUAUCAUUGGAUGAACAACUUUCUUCUAGAAACUUAGAGAUGAAUGCAGUUCUCGGAAGAAUCACUGCUACUACCCAGGAAUUGGCCCAUUAUCAUUCAGGAGAUGAUGAAAGUAUAUACUUAGCAUAUUCAGACUUCCACCCUUAUGUUGUUGGAGACUUGGCUUGUACAAAGGAGCUGAACCGCUGGUUCUCGAAGCAAUUUGAGAAGGGGCCAUUUCGACUUGUUGCUGAGGAAGGGAAGUCCAAAUGUUCCUGGGUUAGUCUUGACGACAUCACCAAUGGCUUGAUAAGAGGAGAUUCUGAAAAAUCACAUCAUCACCAGCGUGUGGCUGAAUUGCAACGACUUCGUUCAAUAUUUGCUACAAGUGAAAGACAGUGGAUUGAGGCACAAGUUGAAAAUGCUAAACAACAGGCCAUACUCUCGAUUUUAAAAUCACAAGUGUCAUCUGACGAGGCUCAUAUACAUAGGGAUAUUCAUUCUCUUAGGAGAAAAGGUUCUGAGCUUGCUGGAGAACUCUCGACUCUUUCUCAAAAAGUACAGGCUUUUGUAUCUGAGACUAUACCAUGCCUCUGCUCAGAACUCGCUCAACUUCAAGGCACAUAUAUUUUGCAAGGGGACUACGAUUUAAAGGUCAUGCGCCAGGAAUACUACAUUAACAGGCAAAAAACGUUCAUCAGUCACUUGGCUAAUCAGCUAGCCAGACACCAGUUUCUGAAGAUUGCUUGCCAGCUUGAAAGGAAAAACAUAGCUAGCGCCUAUUCACUGCUUAGAGUAAUAGAAUCCGAGUUGCAAAGCUACCUAUCAGCUGUCAAUACCCGUUUGGGCCAUUGUACUUCAUUAAUUCAAGCUGCGACCGAGGUGCGUGAGCAAGGUGCAAUUGAUGACCGUGACACUCUCCUCCAUGCCGUACGGGAUCUCUUAUGUGUUCACUCAAAUGUCCAAGCAACAAUGCCAACAUACAUGUCAGCGCAUGCCUUGGUUCAGCAGAUAUCAGCCCUUCAAUCUGAUUUGCUUUCUCUUCAGUCUGAACUUGAAAGUGCUCUGCCAGCCGAUCGCAAAAGAUGUAUCAAUGAACUAUGCACCCUAAUUCAAACAGUGGAACAACUUCUAUUUGCAUCAUCGACGACUGCAGAACCAAUAUUGACACCUUGGCCUCUGAUGCGAGCACUCGAUGAUAUGGAAAAUGCCAACGCACAAGUUGAAGUUUCUGUGGAAGAAGUAACGAAGGCUCGCACCCAAAAGAUAAAGAUCUUUGAGAAUCGCGCUCAUGAAGUUGGGAGGGAGAGGCAAGUGUUCGUCGAUUUCUUCAGCAACCCCGAGCGACUCAAGAAUCAAGUCAGAGAGCUUACCUCCCGUGUGAAAGCUCUCCAGGAAUAAAUAGAUAGAUAGAUAUCCCUCGUCUAGUUUGCAUUUGUGUGCCAGGUCGUCCCGCGAAAUGGGAAGCAACAGCCAAGCUCGCAAUGAUGCUGUUGCUUGCAAAGUUUCCCUUCCUCCAAUGCGAAGUUUGGGGGAACCAUCGGUUAGUUUGUUGGAUGUUGAGGUGCACAGCUGCUGUUGUUAUAUUUUGGGGAUGCAGUCGUGAUUGUUGUAAAGUAACCACGAGCCCGUUUCGUCGUCUGAUUGAUAUUCAGGCUAGAUGGUGGUUGUACAUUUGUGUACUGGUGUUGGGAGACUCGAAAACUAGCAUUGCUUAGUGUGUAUAUUAGAUUGAUCUUCAAUUAUUUGAACACUGCUAAUGAGCCCUAUAUUAGAUUGAUCUUCAAUUAAA